UGCGGACAUUGCGGCUCUUCACUGCAGUUAACGGCAGUUGACUAGAGCCAAAAUGGCUCCUGUAGUUAGCUUGACAAGAACCGUUUGGGGAGGGAUAAAUGGAUAUCCAAUGAAAGCGAGACGUACGCUAAAAAUAUUGCGGAAAUAACAUUCACACGCCUGCAUUUUGGUUGAAAUUGUUUUUGUUUUACCGACUUCUUACAGCAGCUACAGCUAACGAUAGCUAGGAAACAAGAGCUAGCUAUGCGCCUGUUUUUAUAAAGGUAGCUAGUUGCUAAGAUAUUUAUAAGUGGAUUCAAACUGACAGCGUACAGUAAGGAUGGCUCAGUGGGAGAGACUGAGGCAGCUGCCUGCUGCGUACCAGCAGCAGCUACAUGAGCUCUAUGACAGGGAUGAUUUGCCCAUGGAUGUUCGGCACUACCUGUCAGCCUGGGUGGAGAAGCAGGACUGGCAACGAGCAGCGCGGGACCAUACCAAGGCUAUGAUGCUGUUCCAGGUCCUGCUGGAGAAUCUGGAUAUCCAACACAGCCGCUUUGUUCAAGAGGAGUCAUUCUUGAUGCAGCACAACAUUAGACGCUAUAAACAGAACUUUCAGAGGUUCCUGGAUGACCCGUGUGCCUUGGCGAGCACAAUUCUGUGGUAUUUGGGAAAAGAGAAUGGAAUUCUGCAGGAUGCUGCUCUGGCUGAGCAGGUCCAGCUUUUGCAAGUGGAGCAGGAAGCCAUGGAGACAAGCAGCCAGCAGGACCUUGAACGUAAAUUGGUUGGCCUCAGGAAUGAAGUGCAGUGCAUGGAACAUACAAUGUUAUGUCUGGAGGAGCAGCAAGAUGAGUUUGAUUUUAAAUACCAAACCAACAAGAUGGAAGCUGUGGUAGAUGAGGCUGUGAAGAAAGAACAAAUAAAAGUUCUUCAGAUACUUGUCAACAGACUGGAUGAAUGUAGAAAGAGCACACUUUCAGAUCUAAAUAAGCUCCUGGACAGGGCUGAGGAUUUUGUCGACAUAUUGGUGAAGAAGGAGCUGGUGGAGUGGCAGAGGAGGCAGCAGAAAGCCAGCAUUGGUGCCCCAGAUAAUGUUUGCCUGGAUCAGCUAGAGAAGUGGUUCACCUGUGUGGCAGAGUGUCUGUUCCAGGUGCGGGAGUUUCUGGGUAAACUGGAGGAGCUGGUAGGAAAAGUGUCCUAUGAAAACGACCCUUUGAAGACUCAAAAACCCAUAAUGCAGAGGAGAGCAGAUACUCUUCUAAAAGACUUACUCAAGAGUUCCUUUGUGGUUGAGACUCAGCCAUCCAUGCCUCAGGGGAAAGGACCCCUGGUGCUCCGCACAAACGUCCAGUUCUCUGUCAAGACCAGGCUUCUUGUUAAGUUUCCUGAGCUGAAUCACUCCAUGAAAGUGGAUGUAUCCAUGGACAGGGAGGCUCCUCAGAUCAAAGGAUAUCGGAGAUUUAAUGUCCUGGGGAACAAAAGUAAGGCCUUGAACAUGGCAGAGAGCCAGAGUGGAGGCAUGGUGGCAGACUUCAGACAUCUUACUCUGAAGGAGCAGAAGUCUGGAGGUGGCGGCAAAGGAGUCAGUGAUAUUUCCCUCAGUGUGACAGAGGAGAUGCACAUCAUCUACUUCAACACUGUAUUUGAGCUGAAAGGAUUGACCGUUCCAUUGCAGGCCUCCUCCAUCCCGGUGGUUAUCAUCUCCAACUCCAGCCAGCAGCAGAGUGCCUGGGCGUCUGUACUCUGGUUUAAUAUGAUCAGUCUGGACACCAAGGAUGCCAUGUUCUUUGCCAACUCUCCUGCAGCGUCAUGGCCACAGUUUGGAGAGAUGUUGAGCUGGCAGUUUCUCUCUGCCACUAAACGCGGUCUGAAUGAGGAUCAGUUGGAAAUGAUUGCACGCAGACUGUUUGGAAAUCAGCAGAACUAUGACACCUGCAAAGUAACUUGGUCAAAAUUCAGCAAGGAAAAUACUCCUGACACUUUCUGGGUGUGGUUUGAUGGCAUCUUGGUGAUGGUGAAGACAUACCUUGAAGACCUGUGGAGGGAUGGCCUCAUCAUGGGUUUUGUGAGCAAAGGCAAAGAGAAGUCCCUCCUGAAGAAGAAAAAGAGAGGGACAUUCUUGUUGCGCUUCAGUGAAAGUGUCAUUGGAGGAAUCACCUUCUCCUGGGUGGAAACCACCAUAACUGGUGCGCCUGACGUGAAGACGGUCCAGCCCUUCACCAAAGUUGACCUCUGCCAGAUCCCCUUCCAGGAAAUCAUCAGAAACUACCAGAUCUUAGAAGCUGAAAACAUCCCAGAAAACCCUCUGCUUUAUCUUUAUCCUGACACCCCUAAAGACGAGGCCUUUGGAAAAUACUACUCUGAGAAGACUGGAAAUGACAGUCCUUAUAUAAAGUACAUCAAAACCAAGCUGAUGUUCGUUUCAAAGGAGAACACACUGGCGGCUAGGUCACCCAUGCCCUCUGACAUGGCACAGGGUGAAUGCCUGGAGUCAAUGAAUGGCCUGUAUGGAGAGGCAGCUGAACAAGACGGGACUCAUCCUCUGCAGUCACCUCUGGAAACGUAUGACCCUGAUCCCAUGCUGUCUGGUGCUAUUGCAUCCACAGAGGAUGAUUUACGCAAGUAUCUUGAAAACCCCAACAUCUUCAUGGACUUGCACGAUGAGCCGGGGCUGCCUGAUCUCAGUCUGACAGGGUUUAAUUCCCUGCCCCAACAAUCCUGUGGAAGCAUUUUCCAGUAAGCCACUGUUGUGAAUAUUUAACCAAACCACUUCAUUAUUCAUUUAAAGCUUUACUUUUAGUUUCAUACAUUACAACAUCAAUGCUAUUGAUUGGUAACAUACGUAGCAAAUCCACUGUGAAGUUAUUAGUUUGCUUUUUUAUUAUGACAUACUUGACAGCCCCACUUUUAAUCUAAUUUAGAUGCUUUUUGUAAUUCCCUUUUAUCAUGUUGUCUAGUGAGACUAUUUGAUCGCACAAAAGAGGUAAUUGAAUUAGCUGGACUCCUAUCCACUCCAUUAGUGUCUCAGGCACUUGUACUAGAGCCCCCAAUUGUUGCACAUCCUUAAAUCAGAAUCUUGUUUUUUUUUUUUUGGCUUCUAAGGAAUAAAAUUGAACUGACUUUGUGAGUAGGUGGGAAAAUGAUCAUAUAAGGUAUUGUAGAGAACAUUGCGCAGACUGCACAUAAUUUAUUGUUUCACUGUGAGUCCCUUUGUGGUUGCUAUAAUGUUGUGACCAAUUGUACUGACAUAUGGCACUUGAUAUGCUUUUAUAUUAAACUGCUCAUUUAAAUAAAAAUAAAAAUGUAUCACCAAUAAAA
Messenger RNA from Centropristis striata (black sea bass), 3294 nucleotides. It is a transcript of the gene stat2, whose product is annotated as signal transducer and activator of transcription 2. The record is from RefSeq and is a predicted model, not a curated record. The coding region runs from base 320 to 2716 and encodes 798 amino acids. NCBI's taxonomy places the organism in Eukaryota, Metazoa, Chordata, Actinopteri, Perciformes, Serranidae. Gene Ontology annotation, molecular function: DNA-binding transcription factor activity, RNA polymerase II-specific; RNA polymerase II cis-regulatory region sequence-specific DNA binding. Gene Ontology annotation, biological process: regulation of cell population proliferation; cell surface receptor signaling pathway via JAK-STAT; type I interferon-mediated signaling pathway. The transcript is spliced from 24 exons.